Phoenix dactylifera (date palm) is the source of this 1434-nucleotide messenger RNA. Its product is annotated as grpE protein homolog 2, mitochondrial-like. Gene Ontology annotation, biological process: protein folding; protein import into mitochondrial matrix. Gene Ontology annotation, cellular component: PAM complex, Tim23 associated import motor. Gene Ontology annotation, molecular function: adenyl-nucleotide exchange factor activity; protein-folding chaperone binding; protein homodimerization activity. The record is from RefSeq and is a predicted model, not a curated record. NCBI's taxonomy places the organism in Eukaryota, Viridiplantae, Streptophyta, Magnoliopsida, Arecales, Arecaceae.
UCUUUCGCUUCAAGUCUCACGUUGUGCAGCUCUCUUCCAUUGCCUCGCCUCCUUGUCGCCACCUCUGAGAAUUCUCCGGUGGAUUUUUUUUUUCCCCUCACUUUCUUUGGUUUUUGAUCGAGGAAGAGGAUGGCUUCCAGGGUUUUCUCGUCGAUUUCUCGGAGCACCGUCGCCUACCGAUUGAUCCUGGCGUCCUCUCAGCCGGAGUCGCUCCGGAAUCUCUCCACUGGCUUCCAUUCUCUGAGUGAAUUGCCCACGAUUUCUUCUGUCAAGCAUGCUUCCUCCCAGUUGAGUCAAAUUUUGAGACAUUCAGCUCUCACAGGUUCUACCUUUCAAAGAUUUGGCUUUGCAUCCUUGGCAUCUCCACAACCCACUGAGAAGGAGGGAAACCAGCCUGUGGACCAUGAUAAUGCUUCGCAGAAUACAUCAGAAGUUGGAGCUAAUGAUGCAUCUACUGAGGCUACUGAUGAUUCUACUGCUCAAGAACCAACACAAGAUGCAGGUCCUAUUUCUGAAAACAGCGAUUCCGACAUCAAGUCUAAUAGAAAGAGGAGGAAGAGCGUCAAACGAACUGCAUUUUCUGAUUCAGAUGCAGAGCUUGAACUAUCAUAUGAUGAUUUGGUUAAGCUAGUUGCUGAGAAGGAAGGGUCGCUGAAGUUAAAACACAAGGAAGUUGAGAAAAUGCAGGAUAAAGUUCUACGCAGCUAUGCUGAGAUGGAGAAUGUUAUAGACAGAACAAAGCGCGAGGCAGAAAACUCAAAAAAAUUUGCAAUACAAAACUUUGCCAAGAGCCUACUAGAUGUUGCUGACAAUCUGGGAAGGGCUUCAUCUGUUGUCAAGGAAAGCUUCUCGAAGAUUGACACAUCCAAAGACUCUGCUGGAGCCAUCCCUCUCCUUAAAACUCUCCUCGAGGGUGUUGAGAUGACUGAUAAACAACUUUCAGAGGUGUUUAGGAAGUUUGGGGUGGAGAAAUAUGACCCAAUAAAUGAGCAAUUUGAUCCAAACAAGCAUCUUGCACUUUUCCAAGUACCUGAUGCUUCAAAACGACCUGGCACUGUUGCUGCUGUUUUGAAGGCUGGUUACAUGAUAUACGAUCGUGUCCUUCGUCCCGCUGAAGUUGGUGUAACUCAAGCCUUGGGCAAUGAGACAGAUCAAAGUUCCAGUGCAUGAGCUGUAUUCCGCCCAAUUUUCCUGAUAUGCCUUAUCUGAUAUUUUGUGUAACCUUAUAACCAAUAGCAAAAUCCGAGUUAACUUAUCAUGAUCAAAUUGGUAACCUUCUAGGGUAGCCUGGAAAUUCGAUUGGUGCUUUUGUUUUGAAAAAAAGAGGAAGAAACUGUUGAUAUUACAAUGAGAAUGUGGACUACAAAAGAUCUGCAAUUUUGUACUUUUUCUUUGGAAUGGAGAGUAAUUAGACCAUGACAUUGAUACUGCAAA